AUGAGUUCAAAGUAUCCGCGAAGUAAUAAUAACAGUAACAGCCCAAUUCAACUAGGCCGUAGUAGAGAGCCAAGAAUUUCCGGUAUCAACAACCCCCGAAAUCAAAAUGAAAUUCUUCCGAACAACAACCACAUUAUUAACGCACGACCGACAGCGGAUCUUCGUCAUCUGAAUAUUGAACAAGAAUCAGAGCGAUUUGUGAAGAGGUUUGGUAUUUUGUCUAGAUGUCUCAACUUUACCAUUAAAUCGGAAGCGAUCGACGCCAACGAUACGCCGUUACAGUGGUUAAAGAAAGUGAUUGGCGAAUUGUUGAGUCACGCAUGCAGAGAAUUUCAGCAAAGCGAUAUGGUAGGAAUUACAAUGAAGAACGAAAACUUUCCAGAAAGACCAUUGGGAAUUUCGUUUAGAAAGUUCUCAGAAAUUAAACCUGAAGUGGUCAUGGACGUGAUUGCUUUUGUUCUUCAAAGUAACGCUGCAUUCUUCACCAGUGAUCAAUUGAGCAUCCAGAUAGACAGGGUGAGACCGCCUGUUGGUAACGAGUACACAAUCGUCGUCUACAAUAGUAGAGAUGGUAAUUCUGUUUAUUUUGAGGGUGACAGAGCUCCAAAUAGGAAGUGUUUAAAUUUAAUUAAAGAAGAAGAUCACUAUAACGUGAUAUUAAGUUUAACAGGUGUAUUUUCCACUUCCUAUUAUUGCGAGCUCUGUCGAGUACGAUAUUCAAGGGGCGAUAGACACAAAAAUUGCCCGUACAUAUGCCCAUGCUGUCAUGCUAGUCCUCCAUGUCGCAUAGAUUCAGCAGUUGUGAAGUGUGACUCGUGUUUAAGAUGUCGUGUUCAUGUUUGGCAUAAUAAAAAGUCUAAGCACGUUUGUGGCGUGAAGUACUGCAACAUUUGUCGAACUAAUAUGCCUAUUCGACAUUUUUGCUAUAUGCUACCCAAUCAGCUAGCUCCUGACAAGGCUUUAGAAAAUGCUCAUGCAUUUUUAUUCAUAUUUUACGACUUGGAAACAACGCAGGACAAGCAGCUUAGUGAAAACACGUAUUUGCACGAGCCAAAUCUGUGUGUGUUGCAAAAAGCUUGCCGUCUCUGUAUAACGAGCGACGAUGUCUACGGCGAAUGCGUUAAUUGUGGUCAGAGGCAGAUAAUUUAUAGCGAAUCGCCUGUAGACAAUUUGCUAGAGCAUAUAGCUGAAAUGUCGAAAAGGUUUAAAGUAACCGCUAUUGCUCAUAACAACAAAGGUUUCGACGGGUGCUUUGUGCUCCAAAAAAUUUUUGGAAAUGUGAGCAGGUGGCGACCUGAGGUAAUACGCACUGGCACAAAAUUAAUAACAAUUGGGUGUGGUUCGGCUAUAAGGUUUAUAGACAGCCUUAAUUUUAUCCAACUGCCUUUGUCGCGUUUUCCAUCGGCAUUUAAAUUAGAGGGCUGCAAGGGGUAUUUUCCGCAUUUUUUUAAUACUUCUGGUAAUAAAAACUACAUCGGCCCUAUACCUGAAAAGAAUUUCUACGGUCACAAUUCUAUGUUACCAGCUGAGCGGGAAAAAUUUAUCAGAUGGCACAAUCAACAGGUGCAAAAUAACGUACAAUUUAGAAUGUCGGAAGAAAUCCAAAAAUAUUGCAUCGCCGAUGUCGAUUUGUUACGUAGAGGAUGUUUAAAAUUUCGCGAAUGUUUCCUUUCAGCCAACGGAGUCGAUCCAUUUUUGGAAUCAUUAACAAUAGCCUCAGCUUGUAAUCUUGUUUUUAGGCGAAAUUUCUUGAAACAAAAGAGCAUAGGGAUAUUGCCUAGAAACGGUUACCGUCGUGCAGAUAAUCAAUCCAAUGUGGCUAUCGACUGGUUGUCGUGGAUGGCGCAUGCUGGAAACAUUUUUAUUCAGCAUGCUGGCAAUGGACGCGAAGUUAGGUUGCCUGAGAAUUUACUCGUAGAUGGCUUCUGUGAAACCACAAACACAGUCUACGAAUUCUAUGGCUGUUGGUUUCACGGGUGCGAAAAGUGUUUUUUUAAUCAGACGUGUAAACUGUCCGACAAAGAUGAUGCACUUUUUUUGGCUCGGGAAAACACGUUAGAGAAAGAAGAACGGAUAAAGGCAGCUGGGUAUAAUUUGAUAUCAAUAUGGCAGUGUGAAUACACCAAAAUAUUGAAAACAAACGCCGAUAUGCGAGAAUUUGUGCAGUCGCUGGAUGGACGUAAAUCUUCGCCUCUCAAUCCUCGAGAUGCUUUUUACGGCGGCCGCACAAAUGCUUGCAAACUAUACCAUAAAUGUGACCCCGACGAAAAAAUUUUGUAUUAUGAUGUGUGCUCGUUAUAUCCAUACAUAAAUAAAUACGGAAAAUACCCUGUGGGUCAUCCUGUAAAUAUUUAUGUUGGAAAUAACGAGUGCCGUGUGGUAAAUUUAGAUACUGUAGAAGGUUUGAUCAAAUGUUGCAUUCUCCCGCCUCGCAAUCUCUAUCACCCUGUAUUGCCAUACCGAUGUAACAACAAACUGACGUUCCCUUUGUGUAGAACAUGCGCUGAAACAAUGCAGCAGACUGAAUGUCAGCAUGCUGAAACGGAACGCCAGUUUGUUGGGACGUAUGUGGCCGAUGAGUUGCGCAAAGCACUCGAAUUAAGGUACAAGGUGAUAGAGAUUUUGGAAAUCUGGGAAUACGAUGUGGUGCAAUAUAAUAAGAGUGCUGAGACGGACGGGUUGUUUUCAGCCUAUAUUAACAGUGGCUUGAAAGGGAAGCAAGAAAACAGCGGCUACCCGGCAUGGUGCGAUUCGGAAGAAAAAAAGGAUUUGUACAUCAAUUCAUAUUUUGAAAGGGAGGGUAUUUUAUUAGAUAAGGGCAAAAUUGGGCACAACAGCGGGAUGCGUUUUUUGUACAAAAUAAUGCUCAAUAGUUUUUGGGGAAAGUUCGGUCAAAAGGAAAACGCACAACAAACCCAAAUUAUUAACAAGCCAAUAGACUUGUUUAAAUUACUUACAAAUCCGGCGGCGACCGUACAUAACUUGACAAUUAUAAAUCCCGAGGUGGUAUUGACAACAUGGGACAGGGUAGAAGAAGACGUAAGCCCUUUGAAAACGGCGAAUGUGGUAAUAGCUGCGUAUACUACUGCAGGAGCUCGUUUAGAACUCUACAAGUAUCUAGAACAGUUAGAUCGCAGAGUGUUAUAUUUUGAUACAGACAGUAUCAUUUUUUCUCAGCGUGAAGGUGAAUGGUGUCCACCAACUGGUGAUUACCUCGGCGAUCUAACUGACGAACUUGUUGAGUAUGGAGAAGGGAGUUAUAUCUCUGAAUUUGUUAGCGGUGGCCCGAAAAAUUACUCGUAUAAAUUUUGGUCUGUUAAAGAUCAAACAUACAAAACUGUCUGUAAGGUCAAGAAUUCUUAG
Molecule: messenger RNA, 3363 nt
Organism: Zophobas morio
Lineage: Eukaryota; Metazoa; Arthropoda; Insecta; Coleoptera; Tenebrionidae
Exons: 6
Coding region: 1-3363 (1120 amino acids)
Biological process (GO): DNA replication
Molecular function (GO): DNA-directed DNA polymerase activity; DNA binding; nucleotide binding
Source: RefSeq, a predicted model, not a curated record